GGAAACAGGGUUGAGCCCAGUUCCGGGCGCGAGGCGGCCGCUGAGAAGAGCAGAACGCGGCUGCUGGAAGCCGGUGAGGCAGAGCCGCGAUGUUCCGUAUCGAGGGCCUCGCGCCGAAGCUGGACCCCGAGGAAAUGAAACGGAAGAUGCGCGAGGACGUGAUCUCUUCCAUACGGAACUUCCUCAUCUACGUGGCCCUGCUGCGAGUCACUCCUUUUAUCUUAAAGAAAUUGGACAGCAUAUAAAGAUUGGACAUCAUAUGUGAAUGCAUGAUAUGAAGAACCUGGUUACAGUUUCUACUCUGCAAAUGAAUCUACAAAUUAAUAGGCCCAGAAAGAUGUAAGAGACUCUGAAUGGACGUAAAACUUCUACUUGUUAAGAGCAAGUUUGGCUCUGGUGACUGACUUUCAUAGCUAACAAUAUAAAACUAUUUGGGAAGUAUGAAAGAUGUUUUGUGGCCAUAGUAUGCCCUUCUACCUGUGAUAUUCAGCCUCCAUGAAUGUUAGUGUCAUUGUAAAUAAUGUCAAAUUCCAUUUUCUAGCAAGUAUGAAUUAUAUAAGGGAAUUAUGUCUGCAAUGGCACUGUCUUGUCAUUUCUAUUUGCCUUUUUACUUCUAUCUGGAGUAUAUUUGGUGACAAGCUCCUUAUGAUUAGUUCUGUUUUAAGGAAGCCAGCACACAACCACAACAUUUAAGCAUAGGACUAUUCUAUAUUUUUAAUAAAUGUACCAAUUAAGAAAAAAAAAUUUUUUUUUUCUGUUUAAUCUGCUUUUUGCUGUAAGCCAACAGUCACUGCUAAGACUACUAUAGUGUGAUUAUUACAACUACAUGAAAUUAAGUUCUUGUUUUUGACUGGAGAAUUUGCUAAUCCUGAUAAAGUGACAUUGUUUUAUUGUUAAGUAGUCUUUAUGAAAGACAAUGUUACUGCUUGGUGCUGUAACUUUGUAAUACAAAGGAAAAACAAUAUAUUUUUAAAUCACACAGUUCUCCAGGUUUGUUAGGAAAGGGAACAGUCCUUAACCUUCCCAGAGGCAACACAACUACAUUCACCUCUUUUUAGCUAAUUAUUUUGGUAUUUACCUUGUGUCUUUAAAUAACAUGAUUGUGUUACUUUAUGAUUUUUCUGUUUUAGACAUUGCCUACUGACUUCUAUGUACAUAAAGAUUUAGGUCCCUUUCUUUACCUCCAUUACUUGCACAUCUCAUUUCUUCUUCCGUUGUACUUCUUGGUGUGGUUUUGAUUAGAUCAAUUUCAUUAGGACUCCAGAUGCUAUUUCGUUUCCUGUACAUCUUUUUGUUUUUCCUAGGCUUAGUUUUCUAUGAACUUAACCACUAAAUCAACUAAACUUUUUGCCAUUUAUUAUCUAAAUUGUUCACAAUGUUCAGUUUCAUUAGAUAUGCUCUUUCAUCUUACUGAAUAAGCCUUUUCUAGAGCUUUCUGAUCUGUUCUAUGCCUGAUGUAUGAUUAUUUUCUGGGAUUUCCCUUCACCAUUAUCCUUGGAAUUCCUUUUCUUCUCUCAUGUUGGAUCUUGUGACCAGUGUGGAUUUGUUCACUCAAUCUCUGUAUUGAGUACAGUACCCCUUCCCAUAAUUGCCUGGUAUCCCACAAUCCAGAUAAUCCUCUAUUUUACCCUUCUCAGAAAAACAAACUUAUUUGGGGAGAUGAGGCUGCCUAGCGAUGUAGAGUUGCAGAGAGCAUCCACCUACUUAAACCUUCAACCAAUUCCUAUUUUAGUGUCUACCCUUUCACCUCCUACUUCUACAGGUACAUGAAGCCACCAGUUCUGGAGCCUGUUAGGGAUUCUGUGUUGUAAAUUGGAUUGUUUUGCUUUUCCUAUUGUUGACUCAGGAUUCAGUUUUCUUGGGUCUACAGUGUUAUUUACUAGUUCAUCUGCUUUCCAACUUCUAACUUUUUGUUGCUGAUGUCGCUCCUUUGUCUUCUAUCCUUUUGGGUUUAUACCUUAAAACAGACAAAGAUCUUUGCUGUCAAUUAAUGGAAUUUCAAGAUGGAGUGGAAAUAGAUGCAUGUGCUCAAUCCACCAUCUUUACCCAGACAGUAUGUAUUUUAACCUUGUGAUGCUGUCUUUUGUGUUGGCAAUUUAUAUCCAUUCCUGACUUAAAGAGGUGCAGUGCAUCAUGGUCUAAAGACAGGCAGACUCGAUUUUGAGUCCUGGCUCUAACAUAUGAAAUGGAUGGCUUUUAGCAACUGAACCACUAAAUGUCAUUUUCUUCACCUGUGAAAUUAGCAUAAUAGAAAUAUCUGUCUAUUUCAAAGUGUUAUAAAGGUGAAAUGAGAGAAUGCAAGUAGAGCAGUUAGUGCAGUGCCUGACAUUUGGUAAAUGCUAGUUACUACUGAUAGUUAGUCUUUGAGAGAAGAUGUUAGGAGUGAUUUGUGCUGGCAUUCACUGCAUUAAUAGGUUUCAUUCAUAUCUCCAGAUGCUGUGAAAUAGCAUGGUUUAUCCUCUAAUUGUAUAAAGGUUUCAAAUAACCAAACAUUUAAAUUAAUUAUCUGAAAACAGCUUUAAAAAGUCGAUAUUAGUGCCAUUUUACAGAUCGGGAUUUUGAGACUCUGGAAGUUUCAGUGGCUAAUAAAUAGCUAGCCAAGGCUAGGGAACUUUUAAUGUUUGUUUUGUACCCUAUCCUUAAGUGCUUUUCUCCAGUACUAAUACGUUAGCCCACCAAGCUCUAUAGUAUGUUCACCCUACCACAUAGUUUCAGUGCUUCACCUCCCUCAUCUCAUUUUAGAUUCCAUUAGCCAUCAUUGGAAUCAUUCUUGCAUAUACACCUUCAACCCUCUUCCCUCAUUAGCUUCAUUGUACUUCUCCUGCAAAACCCAACUGUGGUUAAAUCUAACUCUGCCUGCUCUGCCUGCUCUGCCUGUCCUGUGCAAUUGAAAGUGGUUGGAAUAAAAACAAUCCUGCAGAUAGGAUCACCUUGGAAAAUAAUUGUUAACCUCAGCUGGGUCCUGCAGGACCACUACGUUUCCAGGUCAUUCUAUACUAGGCAUAUAUUUCAUACCUUCUCUUCAAACCUCCAGUAUCUCCUCUCUCAUCUUCAAGCUUGGCUGAUGUUGCUUUGCACUUCCCUGAGAAAAUAGAAGCAUCCGAAUGAAAGCGUCCAUAAACUUAUCCGUACCUAACCACACGCCAACAUUUGUAGUCUACUUCCUGUGCUCUUAUUUAAGGAUAGUCCUGACCUAUAUGCACUCAGUUCCCCACCCCCCAAUAAUUACCCAAAGAUCUUGCUCCAACAAUUUUCCCUCUUUAUCAAAUUUUCUUUCUUUGUUGGAUCAUUUCCAGUAACAUACAAAGGGCUGUGAUUUCUUCUGUCUUAAAAAGAAUUUUUUUAAGCCCUUUUGCCAGUCUGUCCCCUGGAGAAAAUGCUGAGAUUUGGUGCAGGAGGUUUUAGAGGCAGUAUUUUUGGGAAAAACACUUUAGAGAGCAAGUAAAACAGUUUGGGCAGGGGGAGAAAUUGAACUGUGAUACAGUUGCAACUAGGGUGACCAACUAUCCAAGGACUGUCCCAGUUUUAACACUGAAACUCCUGUAUCCCAGGAAGCCUCUCAGUCCUGGGCAAACCAGAAUGGUCGGUCACCCUAGCUGCAACAGCAGCUUUAGUUAAUCCCACAGGUAUCUUUGGUGCUGGGAUGGCCUUUCAAAGAAGUUCUGAAUCAAGACGAGAGCAGAGCCUUUGAACUGCUGCAUCAGAUUGUCUUUGGUUGUAGACUGUGGGAUGUGGGGGUGGUAUAUAACUAUUGGAGGCAUUUCCUUCAGCUGAGGGCAAUUUCUGGGAGGGAUACAGCAGUGAGAUGUCAGCAGCCAACACUCCUAGCUGCUGAGGGAAUGAGUACCUUGGUGCUAAAGUUGAGAUCUGGGUGGUUCACUGCACCAUCCAUCAUAAUCCUCUUGAAUCAUCACCCUUCCAUCUACAAUCCCAUUUCUCUGCUCUCUUUUAAGAUAAAUGCCUCAGUAAGGUUGCCUGUAUUUUCAUUUCCUUUAUCCCAUUAUCUUUUGAACCUGCUCUAGUUAGGCUUAUAUUCCCACCAGUCUUCUGAAACUGCUUUUGUCAAGGUUAACAUUGACCUGACUUACUCUAUCAGCAUCACUUAACACACUGCCUCAUUUUUGUAACCACCUGUGGGCCUUCUAUAAUGUGAAUUUCCUAAUUUUGCUCUUAUGCACCCUUUCUAUUGCACUUAGCCACCCUUCUUCAGAUUUUUUUGCUGCUUCCUCUUCAUCUCUAACCUCUGAAACUUGCAGUACCCUAGCUUCACCCCUCAGACCUCUUUUCAGUGCAGAUUCUUUACUACUUCGGUGAUUUCAUCUGGACUCUUGGCUUUAAGUGCCGUUUAUGGGCUGAGAACUCCCAAAUUUAUAUUUCUAGCCUAUACCUCUCCCCUUAAUUUCAAACUUGUCCAAAAACAAACACCUAAACUUCCCCCUUCAUGAAACCUACUCUCUCAGUCUUAGAAGAUAAUUCCAUCUUUCCAGUUGUCUUGACUCCUCACUUUCACAUCCCACACCAGUCCUUCAGAAAAACAUGUUGGCCCUACUUUUGAAUUAUAAUCAAAACCUGACUUCACCAGCUUCAUUACCACCAUGCUGGCCCAGUCCACCAUCUCUCUUCUGAGUUACUGCAACAGUCUCCUAAUAAGGCUUCCUACUUCCAUCCUGACCCCUCUAAGACUGUUCUCAACACAGCUAUCAGAAUGGUCCUCUUAAAAUUUAAGCCAGAACAUGUCACUCCUGCUCCAAACCCUCCUGUGGCUUCCUGUCUCAGGGUAAAAGCCACUGUCCUUCUGAUUGCCCACAGAGUUCUGUACAAUCUGGUCCUCAUCACUUCUCUGACUUCAUCUUUUAUGACUCCAGUCUCUCACUGUACUCCGGCUACACUGGCCUUAUUGCUUCCUCAGACAAACUAGAUAUGCUACUGCCUCGAGGCUUUUGUACUGUUCCUUCUGCCUGGAAUGCUCUUCCCUUAGAUUCUCAAGGGCCUCACUCCUCUCGUUGAGGCCUCUGCUUAAAUGUCAUUUUUCCAGUGAGGCCUUUCCCAAUGCCUUUAUAGGAUGUUUCAAUUUGUGAAAAUGCAGCAAGUCAUACUCUUAUGAUAUUGUGCAUUUUUCUCUAGUUGCAUUAUAGUUCAAUAAUUUUAUUUUAUUUUUUUAAUUACAACCUCUUCAGUACUCCAUAUCCCCCUUCUUUAUUUUUCUUCCUGGCCCUUAUUUAAUAGUUUAUUUUGUUAAUUGUCUGUCUCCCUUCAUUAACUAUAUACUUAAUGAGGGCAGAGAUUUUGUCUGUUGUGUUCACUGUACAAUACCAGUACCUAGAACAGUGCCUUGCCCCAGUGGGUACUCAGUAUUCAUUGAAUUAUAGAAUUAGUGAAAUUUUUAACUAUUUGUGGGAACUGUGAGAGCCAGAAAAAGGUAAAGAUUAUCAGACGAUAUUAGUAUCCCAAUUAAACAGUGAUCACGAAUUUUCAGUCUCUGGAUGUGGGCUUUGUCUCCAGCACUGCUCUGCUGCCCAGAGGCAGGCUGGGAGAAGGUGGAGAGUUGUUCAUCCAGGAGUGGGGCUUGCCACAUAGAUAAGGUGAAAUGGCAGGGCCACUGAAUGACUGAAAUAAUGUAUAAGGCAUCCAAACGGGAUAAGGAGGAACGGGCAGGAGGGAGCUGAUGGACAGGAAGAAAAUAGAGGAGUCAGUCUGGCUGAGGGCAACUGCAGGAGUUGGAGCAGUGGAACAACAGCCUUGAAGAUCUUUAUGCCCAAAAUAUCUUCCCUUCCCUUUCAGUGGAGACGAAAGUCCCUGUUUUUAAAAAGAGAAUUCAUUCUCUCCUCCGAUUUAUGUGUUCAUUUAUGAAGAAAGAAAAUUGCUAAGUGCAAAUAUGUUCAUGAUGCCAAGAGACUGAAGACUAAUUUUAUGGGACAGUAUAGAAACAAUAUGAGUCUACUGCUGGAUAUGUUAUAGCAGUGAGAGCUUAUAUGAUGCCUUUCUUCCCAGAAUUCAGAUUGCAUUGCCUUGUAUCAUUUGAGCUGUUGAGAGAGGCAAUAUAUCAGAUAAUAUAAAAUUAUAAAGAUAAAAAUGUGGUAGAUAAGAAUUAAAACAAGGAAUGUAGGAAAAUGAUCAAACGAAUUGCUCAUCUUAAAAUCAUUAGUAAAAUACAGCUUUUAUAUGU
This is a messenger RNA of Pteropus alecto (black flying fox), 6166 nucleotides long. It is a transcript of the gene TOMM5, whose product is annotated as translocase of outer mitochondrial membrane 5. Gene Ontology annotation, cellular component: mitochondrial outer membrane translocase complex. The record is from RefSeq and is a predicted model, not a curated record. The transcript has 2 exons. NCBI's taxonomy places the organism in Eukaryota, Metazoa, Chordata, Mammalia, Chiroptera, Pteropodidae. Bases 90 to 245 code for a protein of 51 amino acids.